AUGCCUAAGAUAAAAACAAGCCGUGUCAAGUAUCCUGAAGGAUGGGAGCUUAUUGAACCAACAAUCCGUGAGUUGGAUGCCAAAAUGAGAGAAGCUGAAAAUGAUCCACAUGAUGGGAAGAGAAAGUGUGAAGCUCUCUGGCCUAUUUUCCGUAUUUCUCAUCAAAGGAGCCGCUACAUAUAUGAUCUUUACUACAGAAGGAAGGAGAUAUCACAGGAGCUUUAUGAGUUUUGCCUGGACCAGGGUUAUGCAGACCGUAACCUGAUUGCAAAGUGGAAAAAGGCAAGUAUCCUUCGUUCCAUAUUUGUUGUACAUGGUCUACUGCUCAGUUUGUUUGAUUUUUUUCUCCACAACAUCCUGUUCUUUUUGGGGUGA
Miscanthus lutarioriparius is the source of this 375-nucleotide messenger RNA. The record is from the annotation of a GenBank genome assembly. NCBI's taxonomy places the organism in Eukaryota, Viridiplantae, Streptophyta, Magnoliopsida, Poales, Poaceae.